Molecule: messenger RNA, 2238 nt
Organism: Paramuricea clavata
Lineage: Eukaryota; Metazoa; Cnidaria; Anthozoa; Malacalcyonacea; Plexauridae
Source: the annotation of a GenBank genome assembly
AUGAAUCAAGAUCAAGAAACUCUGAGAGUCCAUUUACGGGGAUCACUCCUGGAUAUUUUAGGUCAAUUACAGAAUUUGGAUUCUGGACAAUUGGAUAGUAUUUCAUUAAGACUUGAACAAAUUGCUUUUCAUAUAUUACGACUCUGUGGUGUUAACCUUGUUGAUGAUGAAAUUCAGCAUUUUGUCUCUCAAGCAUUACACUGUUUGCAGGGCGUGGAAGAAUUCUAUGCUGAAGUCCCUUUUGUCGCAGAGAGUGUUCAUUCAGGAAGAAGAGGUCGACCCAGCUUCAACAUUAGUUGUGAACAAUUGAACUACUUCUUGAAUUAUCAGUUCUCAGUGAAAGAUAUAGCAUGUGCAUUAGGAGUCUCGCAAAGCACCAUAUUUAGACGAAUGCGUGACAAUGGAUUGCAAAUUAGGCAAAAUACCAAUGUAAUGUCAGAUGAAGAGCUAGAUGGGAAGAUUACACAAGUCUUACAAGAAUUCCCCAAUGCAGGAUAUCGACGAGUGAUGUCUCAACUUGUUGUAAAUGGGCUCAAACCUUCACAAAUACAAGUUCGAGAAUCCAUGCGGAGAGUCAAUCCUCAAGGAGUGGCUUUACGAUGGCUAAGAUUAACACCCAGAAGACAGUAUAGGGUCUCUGGUCCUUUAGCAUUAUGGCAUAUAGACGGAAAUCACAAAUUAAUCAGGUAAAUUAAAAAAAUACUUAAAUCUCAAUUCUUCUUAACCCUUUAAUUAAGUGGCAAUAUUCCCUAAUUACUCUGUCAAACGACAGAUAAUUUUACUCAACAAGGGGUGAUUGCUCCCACUUAGUGGGUUAAUUAAAAAGAAAUUAUUAAAUACAGCAGGUAUUGAGAAUUCGUGCUAAAUAUUGUUGAAAUUGUGAAUAAUAUCCGGCGAAACACGGGAUUUUGAGUUCAAUAAAAUAGGUUUACUGUAAUUGUCUGAAAAUCAACCUUUUCAAAUAAUAACAUGAACAGUAAAACAGUAAAAGAUAGUGUGACCUAAAAAGUUCCAAAUACUUUGUCAUACGUUAUGUAGUCACAAAUAUGUGCAGGAAUUUAUUAAAAAUAAGACUCGUCAUCAGUAUGAAAAUUAUUCAGUAAACAACAAUUUGUGGUUUUAGGUGGCGAAUGGUUAUACAUGGAGGAAUUGAUGGUUAUACACGAAUUCCGGUGUUCUUAAAAUGCAGUGACAACAAUCGUGCUGAAACAGUUCUGAGUUGUUUUGAGAAUGCUGUUCAUGAGUAUGAUCUCCCAUCCAGAGUUAGAUCGGACAAAGGAGGUGAAAAUACUUCUGUUUCCCUCUACAUGUUACAACAUCCUUUACGCGGACCUGGUAGAGGAAGUAUGAUAACAGGCAGAAGUGUGCACAAUCAAAGGAUUGAAAGAUUAUGGCGUGAUUUGUUCGAAGGUGUUAGUCACAUUUAUUACCACCUUUUCUAUCAUUUGGAAGAUAAUGGCAUAUUUGAUUCCUCAAACAGAGAAGAUAUCUUCUCAUUGCAUUACGUUUAUAUUCCAAGGAUUAAUAGACAUUUGGAAGUUUGGAGACAAGGAUAUCUUCAACAUCGCAUUCGAACUGCUGGCAAUAGAACGCCAAUGCAACUAUACAUCCUGGGUCUUCUCCAAUAUAGAAAUUCCCAACAUGUGGCUGUUCGUGAUUUAUAUGAACCAACUACAAUGGUAAGAACACAUGUACAGAAUGGACUGGCUCGCAAUAUUAAUUAUGAAUUAUAAUCUAAAAUAGCUCAACAACUAAAAUAUUUUCGUGAUUUUGAGAAAGUUUUUUAUAUAACAAGUCAACACUAUUCAGUUUCAAUUCAAGGGUUAAACUAUUUAGUCAAGAAUAACAACGUGAAUAUUCUUAUCCUCUAAGUAUGAUCCUAGCAUAGCAUAUCCAAAUACUCCACAAUGUGUGCGCUUGUAUUUGAAGGUUUACGCGAACCUCUAUUGGACUUUUUUUAUAAACACACCCAUUUUUGCCAUUAUGAAUUGCAACCAUAAAUUGAUUUUUUAUAAUCUGUAGGAAGAAUUUGAGGAAUAUGGUAUUGACUGGGAUGGCCCCCUUCCAGCCGAUGGCGACAUGGAUGUUGAGGCAGUCAUGGUUCCAGAAACGAACUGUCCGUUAUCCCAAGAAGAUUAUCGUGAGCUAUCUUGCUCUAUAAAUCCGCUACGAGAGAGCAAUUCUCAUGGAAUAGAUAUUUAUGUUGAAGUAAAAGAAUUUGUAAGAACGCAUUGUUAA